Molecule: messenger RNA, 558 nt
Organism: Brassica rapa (field mustard)
Lineage: Eukaryota; Viridiplantae; Streptophyta; Magnoliopsida; Brassicales; Brassicaceae
Source: RefSeq, a predicted model, not a curated record
AUGGGUCUUCCAGAGCAUUUUGGCCGUCGCAAUAAGGAUCUCCUUUCAUCCAUUGUGGAUAAGAUCCAGCAAUGGGCCCUCUCCUGGUCUUCCAGACAAUUGUCUACUGCAGGGAAGCUAACGCUCCUCCAAUCAGUCCUCUCGGCAAUCCCAACUUUCCCUAUGACCUGCUUCCAAUUGCCAGUCAGCUUAUGCAAAAAGAUACAAUACGUUUUGACUCGAUUCUGGUGGGAUUCAAUGGAUGGAAAAAAAAUGUGUUGGGUGUCUUGGGAAAAGCUAACUAAGCCAAAAAGUGCAGGAGGAUUGGGGUUUAAAGACAUCCAACGUUUCAACACUACUCUACUAGCUAAGAUACCAUGGAUAAUGUUAACUAACCCCGAUUGUUUGUUGGCGAGAGUCAUGCUAGGAAAGUAUUGCCAAAAUGAUAAUAUCCUCCGCGUGAAACCCUCAACAUCGAUAUCUCACGGUUGGAGAGGAAUUCUAGCAGGAAGAGACUUGCUUGUUGAACACUUGGGGAAGUUAAUUGGAGAUGGAACGACCAUAAAGGUGUGGGGGUGA